This is a messenger RNA of Sinocyclocheilus grahami, 3646 nucleotides long. RefSeq names its product ABI family, member 3 (NESH) binding protein a (gene abi3bpa). Gene Ontology annotation, molecular function: protein binding. Bases 124 to 3339 code for a protein of 1071 amino acids. The transcript is spliced from 20 exons. Gene Ontology annotation, biological process: positive regulation of cell-substrate adhesion; extracellular matrix organization. The record is from RefSeq and is a predicted model, not a curated record. NCBI's taxonomy places the organism in Eukaryota, Metazoa, Chordata, Actinopteri, Cypriniformes, Cyprinidae.
UUCUCUCACACAGAGUGUGCACUGACACCUGAUCUGAGGUCACUUUAAAGGACAAGGAGAAAACAUAUGAUUCAAGAAAGAACAAUUGUAGAAGUUUAUAUAGAAGAGGUUUGAGUGGACUAUAUGAGCUCUGUAUUGUUUUCUCUGAGAAAAAAGGACAACAUGCGAGCCUUCCUCCUCCUCUUCCUCAGCGAGAUCUUGCUACUGAGACUGACCUCCGCAACCACCAUGAAAGUGCAAAGACAAAACAUGAGGGUGCGUAUCAGCGCUGUUGGAGACACCAUUGUAUUGAAGUUCAUCCGGCCCCAUGUGGACACCAGACUGGAGGGAUAUAUCCUGGGCUACGGCAGCAGCAUGUUCUCCAAGCAAUUUAUCCAGCUACCCGAGGAUGGGCAACCCUAUGAGACUGAGAUAGAUGCUGAGCCCAAAUAUCUGAUUGCGGUACAGUCGAAGAUUCCUGAGGAACCUAAGAAAAAGUGUGCAGGAAAAGUGGAUCUAGACAAACCAUUGAACGUUGUGAUUGGCUCGGUAACAGAGUCCUCAGUGCUGCUGUCCUGGGGGACACUACUGACCAGCCCCUUCAUGGAUACCGUUCUAGAAGACUGUUUUGAUGAAGGACAGUUCACAGUGCGCUACAGAGAGAAGGAACCCAGCAAUACCUGGAACUACCAGACCUGUCCAUCCACCAGCACAGUCAUCGACAACCUCAAACCAGAUGCUCUGUAUGAGUUUGUGGUCCGAGCAGACACCGACACAAACAGUGGAGUCUGGAGUGCACCGGUCAUCCAUAACACAGCUGAUCAAAUAAUAGAACCAUUUAAGGAACUGAACCAGGCGAAGCCUAAGAAGCCAGUCUUAGCAAGCCAGCAAUCAUUCUUGCCACCAGUGCCAGUUUUAAACAACAGUAACCAGACCAGAGUAGCCCCUCUAUUCAAAUACCCUAGCCUUCCAAAGCCAAGCAAAACAUCAGUUUCAUCAACAGGGGGAGAAAAUACCACAACAGUUCCUGACAAUCCACCUACCUCAACCAAGGCCCUUCCUUCCUCUCACACAUCUAUCAUUCUGCCCACACUAACGACCACAAGCACAGUUCGACCUCGAAACCCCACCAGUCAUCCCAGUACAACCCAAGCAGAUCUUCACAGAGAGCAACAUACUAGCAUAACCCCACAACAACCUACAACAUCUCAGCCACAACCUUCCAGAACCCAACAACAAACCAGCUCAACCCAACAACCAUCCACUACAAUCCAACAAUAUACCAGCAAAAUGCAAAUCUCAGUCAAAGAUCAACCAAUUACAGCCAAACAGCUGCUGAAUACAGCCCCACAACAGUUUAGUGAAACAUCUUUCCCUAAUCCACCUUCAACCAAACCACCAAUCCAACAAACCCAACAACGCACCACAAGCACUGUCCAGGAACAUCCUCACCCAUCUAAGAAACAAGACCAUACAAGAAAAAUUCAACCCAGCACCAGGCUGCAUCGACUGAGCACAACCCAGCGUUCACGAGGCACGUCCAAACACCCAACCACUCACACUUAUUUUCCAGAAACCACUUCUCACUACCAGUCCAGCACAAUUGCACAUUCUGAACAGCCAAACACCAAACCACCACCAACAACACAGGAUUGGUCCACAAAUAGCCAUUCACCGACAAACACAGCUUUGACUUCACCCACUACUUUAGCAAAUAUUGUCUUAGUAACAGAACAGCAAACAGAUGUCUUAGUAUCACAGCUGAAAACCGAUGUUAGCAAACAUCCAGUAUUUAGCACUAAUCCAUCCAUCCUUGAAGAAUAUUCUACAUCCCAUAUUCCCACAACUAAAAAUCCAUUUCUUACUGAGAACAUACAGGAACUGACACCACAUCCAAUAUAUCUACCCAUAACCUUUUGGUACCAGUCCAGACCCAGCACCACAACAAAGCAUUCCAGCACCACUAAACGGCAAGCUAGCACUGCUAAAUACAAUCCAAAAACAGACUCCCAAGUUGAAAAUCGACAACCUGCCCCUGAAGAAUGGUUGCCAGGUACCCCAAAAACCCUACUAAACCUCACACCUGAAACAGCUUUCACCAAAUCCGAUGCCAUUCAAAACUCACCUGUGGCGGAGAGGUUAACAGUGGGGACGAGUCAUCCGAGUCAACCAGCGGGUAACUUCUCCCCUAGACAUACAAUCAUGACAGUGCCCCAUGGUGAUAAACAUCAAGGACGUUUGGGGUCCAAAUUUCCAAAGGGAACCAGAGAGCAACUUGCGAAUACAAAGCUGAACCAGGUCUCAGAGACUAAAGAAAAGGAAAACAUUAUUGAUCUGAAGCAGAUGGACCCAGUACCAGAUUUAAAACCUCUAGCUCCACCCACUACUGAAAGACCAGCCAAACAACGGCCAUCAUCGACAACAACACCACAUUCUGUUUUUGAGGGGAGUCGUUUUGACACCAGUGACAACUCCUCUGUAUUCAGUUCUCAUCCCCUCUCUGAGGUGGAUGCCACGGGGAAGAAACGUUUCAUAGCGCCUCACGUGAUCUAUAGAACUGACAAACGUCCGGAGGAGCCAUGCUCUGUCACUCACUCUCUCAACUUCUUUCCUGAUGAGGAGAUUGGAUACUUGAAUGUCACUGGCCCACCCAAGACCCCUCCAUCCAACCUUACUGUGGUCACAGUGGAAGGAUGCCCCUCCUUCAUCAUCCUUGACUGGGACAAAACAGACAAUGAGACCACAGAAUAUGAGGUAGUUUCCUCCACCAAGGGUCCGCAUGGAGAGGAGGUGUCUGUCCAGACAACAAAUCAAACACAUACAGCUGUGGAGAACCUGAAACCAGAGAGCAGUUAUAAGUUCAAAGUUACACCCAAGAAUGAGCUGGGUUCUGGCCCAGCCAGUGAACCGGUCACCUUCAGUACUGAGUCAGCUGAUCCUCGUGUGAGUGAGAUCCAAACCGGUAAAAAUGCCAUCUGGUCAUCGUUUCCAUUCAAGUCUGACUCGUACUCCGAGUGCAAUGGGCAGCAGUUCAUAAAGCGGACCUGGUACCGCAAGUUUGUGGGUAUCCAGUUGUGCAACUCUCUUAGAUACAAGAUCUAUCUGAGCGACUCUCUCAAAGGGAAGUUCUACAGCAUAGGAGAUCAGACUGGGUAUGGAGAGGAUCACUGCCAAUUUGUUGACUCGUUCCUGGACGGACGAACCAGUGGUCUUCUUCCACCAGAUCAGUUACCACCCAGAAAAGGCUUUUACCGGGCCAUGCGUCAAGAGCCUGUCAAGUUUGGGGACAUCGGAGGAAAUUCCAUGAUCAACUACGUGGCCUGGUAUGAGUGUGGGAUACCCAUUCCUGGGAAGUGGUAGGACCCCGAGGAGCAGAUGGAAGACGUGACGGAUAAGAAACAUCCGCUGCCUUUUUAUGGGAUGUUUGUGUAGAGAGAAUGAUUUCUUGAAAGCAUGUAUCUGUAUUUUCAGGUAUCGGGCACAUAUAGAAUUAUUUAUAUACUGAAGUAGUGCAGCAAACAUACAGAGAGCUGAAUGAAUGUUCUUGUUGAGAUUAAGAAGUUUAACUUUAGAGAAUAUAGGGAAGCAGGCUCCCUUAAAGGCAAAAUGAAUGUGUAUAUUAUUUAUCAAAACGUUAAAUAUGCCACUGAAACUAAAAUGACCACGG